GGACUUAAUAAGGAGCAAUGCAAAGUCCUUGCGGAGAAGGCGCAUAUUUAUAUGACUAUGGAUGGACGUAUUUCGAUGGCAGGAUUGAAUGGUAGGAACAUCGAGUACUUCGCUAAGAGUGUGGAUGCAGCAGUUAGAGGUGACUUGUAGAACUGCCGAGAAAUAGAUCUUCCUUUUUGGGUUGUGUUGAUCCCCUUCGUGCGGUUUAACUCUUUCUGUGUUAACUCUCAUGUCCAGUCCUUCAACUCCUACAAAACUCAUACCAGGUGCUUGGUUAGACCAAGCCAUCUCUUCAUCCACUACUUCAUCCUCGGGUCAGACCAUCAUACGAAACGUUGACCAGGUGAUUACUGCCUCGCCCGGGCAAGGAACCCCUGAAAUGCCCACGACGAGUACAGCGGGCGACCGUCCCCUAAGCAUCAUCGUGCCAACACCAGUCUUUGUGCCACCAUUGGCGUAUUGCCCGUUCAGCACAGAUUUUUCACUGCCCCCCCUGCCAGCCUCAUACAUUGGAAAGAAUUUCACCCCAGAUGAGCACACGAGCUCUAGUAUACCAUCUACGCCUGGUCUUGAGCAUACCCCAUCUUCGAGUCACUUCUCAUCCGAUCCAAACAACAUGACAUCUCCAACUCCUAGCAAUUUCGCAACAAUGCCCAUUACUCCCGAGGCACAUGAUAAUCGUGACAUUGCUGCCAUAAAUACGUCUCCUUCAAAAAUAUCUCACAUAAUUAAACCUCAGGCCAGCAUGACGCUGAUAAUGGACAAACCGCCCAAACUACCAGAUAAUCUAUGGGUGUCUGCUGGAUCCAACUGGCUCAGCGACCUCGGUGGAAAUACAGAAACAGACCGCAUAUUCCGCAACGCUCUUUUUGGUCCAGUUCCUUCCCUAAGCCCCCAAAGUAGCCCACUCACCUCGAGUGUCGCAUCCCCCACUUCCUCUUUCCCCGCAGCACUCUUACCGAACAUGUCUGCAUCCCUCAACAGUACUCCGGUGUCGUCUCCCUCCGCACCGUCCUCUCUCAAUUGUAUGUCUUCAGCCUACUCGCUAACUACAGCACGCCUGGCGUUGGCACCGACCUCGACUUCAGCCUUUCCAUCCAGCAUUGAUAGUUUCGAGCGAUGGCGUGAAGAUGUUACAGUCCAGACGAACAGACGAGAGACCAUGCCAGAGACUCCUUCUGCAUAUGAUGACACUGGUUCUAGUGCAGAACACACCGAACGCAUGAGCCAGCCUCCACCUGGCUUAAAUCAGAGAGUGGUGAACUCAAAUGCACCGCCUGCAAUGAAGUCAAGAACAUUCAUGCAGAAGGCGAAGACGAUUGGCGGACGCGUCAAACGCUUCGUAACGCGCGGCAAAAGAAGUAAAUGGAAUGCCGUCAUCGAAGCCGGCGCUUUUGAUGUUACCACUCACACAGGAAGCGAUGACUCGGAUGGGAGCAUCGUAGUCAUUUCCGCGUGUCCUCCGUCGUACGACACACGGCUUUCUCCACGCAUCUCACCACAAAGUCCUGAACAGCGCAGGAGGUCUACGCCUAUGCUCUCUCCGCAUUAUGUCCUCGUUAGAGAGCGUGUCUCAGCGAUCGCUGAGGGGGUCGUUGAGUUGCCUCGUACAGCGACCCCCGCGGACGCGAGGGGACUUCCGGGGUCCAUUGUCUCGAGGGUUCCCACUCGCCGUUUUUCUCUCGCGGCGUUCUCAAGUCUCGCAUCGCUCAAACGACCAUGAGAGGGAUUUGUAAAAUAUUUUUAUUCCAUUGUAUUUGAGGUUAGAUGCAUUGCAAGUCAAUGUUCGAGCUUUCCUAUCGGCGAACAUUUCUUCUAGAUUGUAGUAUUCCUUUGG
Molecule: messenger RNA, 1837 nt
Organism: Suillus plorans
Lineage: Eukaryota; Fungi; Basidiomycota; Agaricomycetes; Boletales; Suillaceae
Exons: 3
Coding region: 230-1723 (497 amino acids)
Source: RefSeq, a predicted model, not a curated record